This is a messenger RNA of Pimephales promelas (fathead minnow), 1396 nucleotides long. RefSeq names its product prostaglandin reductase 1, tandem duplicate 1 (gene ptgr1.1). NCBI's taxonomy places the organism in Eukaryota, Metazoa, Chordata, Actinopteri, Cypriniformes, Leuciscidae. Gene Ontology annotation, molecular function: 15-oxoprostaglandin 13-reductase [NAD(P)+] activity; 2-alkenal reductase [NAD(P)H] activity. Gene Ontology annotation, biological process: prostaglandin metabolic process. The record is from RefSeq and is a predicted model, not a curated record. Gene Ontology annotation, cellular component: cytoplasm.
AAAAGGUCACAUGAUUGAGAUUCGGCAGUGGGAGGGUCUUAAACAAGUUCUCUCUGCGCAACAGUAGGAAGAAUAUUCAGAGAGCUUUGUGUUCAUUAACGGAGCCAUGACUCAAGCUAAAACCUGGAUUCUGAAGCAGCACUUUGAGGGCUUUCCCAAAGACACCGACUUUGAGCUGAAACGAGAGAAGCUCCCGGAGCCCAGAGAUGGAGAGGUUCUUCUGGAGGCACUGUUCCUUAGUGUGGACCCUUAUAUGCGACCCUACAGUCGUGUUCGAAUGCAACCAGGAGACGUGAUGAUCGGAACUCAAGUUGCCAAGGUGAUUCAAAGUAAUAAUCCUUCAUUUCCUGUGGGCUGCUAUGUGGUUGGUCAAUGUGGUUGGAGAACACAUACUGUGUCAGAUGGGAGUGGUCUCAUCAAAGUCUUUGCUGACUGGCCUCAAGAUGUCUCCCUCUCCCAUGCUAUCGGAGCCAUUGGCAUGCCAGGGCUGACUGCACUCUACGGUUUGGAGGAGGUCUGUGCCAUUAAACCAGGAGAAACCUUACUGGUGAAUGCAGCCGCAGGGGCGGUGGGCUCUGUAGUCGGUCAAAUUGCCAAACUUAAAGGUUGCAAGGUUGUGGGAUCUGCAGGAAGUGAUGAAAAGGUGGCAUACCUGAAGGAACUGGGCUUUGACGAGGCCUUUAACUAUAAGACUGUCUCAUCUCUGGAAGAAGCACUGAAGAAAGCUUCACCUGAAGGAUACGACUGCUAUUUUGAGAAUGUGGGCGGCCCUUUUUCGAGUGUUGCUCUUUCACAGAUGAAGACUUUUGGACGUAUUGCUGUUUGUGGAGGAAUAUCAAUGUACAAUGACACCACCCCACAAACAGGUCCUUAUCCACACAUGCACAUGAUUUUUAAGCAGCUGAAAAUGGAAGGAUUCUUGGUGAGCAGGUGGCAAAAUAAAAACGAGGAGUCUUUAAAGCGAAUGUUGACCUGGAUGCAAGAGGGAAAGCUGAAGUGUAAGGAACAUGUCACUGUUGGUUUUGAAAACAUGCCUGCUGCAUUCAUGGGGAUGCUGCAGGGGGAAAACAUUGGGAAAGCCGUCAUUAAAGUCUGAUACCGAAUGCUUCAGUGGUUUGCCUAUCUUAUUUUAGGCAUUGAUUCUGCAUUAAUAAUGUUGUCCUGUAUUUAGUUUUACAAAUAAUGUUGAUUUUUGUAAAUUAGUGUCACAUUGUCUUCCUCUAGGACAGAUAUGCAAAAAGAAGAAAUAAAAAAUUUUUAUGCCAGAAAAAAUAAAAAUGCUGAGUCGUGAUCUUUUCGAUCUGAGCUAAUGGACAGUGAGUGAGUGAGGUUUAUUUUUAUGACACUCGUGCAAUUCGGUUGCUUUGCAAUAAAGGGAAUACGUCCAACUAACCAA